Messenger RNA from Girardinichthys multiradiatus, 2464 nucleotides. It is a transcript of the gene cntrl, whose product is annotated as centriolin. Bases 254 to 2377 code for a protein of 707 amino acids. NCBI's taxonomy places the organism in Eukaryota, Metazoa, Chordata, Actinopteri, Cyprinodontiformes, Goodeidae. The transcript is spliced from 20 exons. The record is from RefSeq and is a predicted model, not a curated record.
GCAGAAGUUUAUAACGGAGAGAAGAAAAGAGGGAGUUAAGAUGAAGGGAUAGAUGUUGGAGAACUGAGGAAGGAGGAGGAGGUCGGCCAGGAGCUCCAUCUGCUGCCUGAUGAUGAAAAGGAGGACAGAGUUCCUCUACCUCUGAUUGGCUCACAUCCUGAAUGUCUGGAGCCUUGAAGGGAUCGGUCCUCCUGCAUUUUCAUGUAACUUUGGACCAGGUGACGCUGCUUCAGAAACAGGCCCAUAUGACCAAAUGAGGGUCCAGCUGCUGAGCGCCAUGAGCAGGAAGGACAGUGAGCUGGAGGGUCGCCUCGACAACCUGCUGUCACGAAUCGCCAUGGAGACGCAGGAGAUCAAGGAGCUGGAGCAGCAGCUGACCAGUGGUCAGAUUCUGGCCAACGAGGCUCUCCAGAAGGAUCUGGAGGAGGUGAUCUGUGGACUUCAGGAGUAUCUGAGAGGAAUGAGGCAGCAGGCCUGGCGCUCUCAGCUGCAAGUCCAUGUUUUACAGACUGAAAACCAGAGCUUGCAGCGCCUCCUGGAGGAUGCUCAGAGACACUGCAGGCAGCUACACGACACACAGCAGGAGGAGCUGUCUGCACUGUGGAUGGAGGCUCAGGCUCUAAGGGACAGACAGGUGGAGCUGAAGGAGGGGCUUCAGCAGCUGAAGGAGGAGCUAACCCAGCAGGAUGGUAACCAGAGACUCCAGGUCCAACUGGAUCAAAGUAAAUCCCAGUUAAAUCAGACCGAGACCCAGCUGGAGCGGUUUACAGUUGGUCUAUCAGAACUUCAGGAGAACCAGAGAGCACCAAAGGAUAAAGUCAGUCCUAAGGACUUGCUGUUUGGGAGUAUUGAGCAGCUUGAGAAGUCCGCCCAGGGGAACCUGGCCAGCAGACAGGAGCUCCAGCAGGGCCAGAACCAGACAGUGGAGCAGGACUCUGACUGGGAGUUAAAGGAGGAGCUGCAGAGACUCAGAGACCAUCUGCUCAGAUCUCAUAGCAGGACUGGACUCGUUCAACUGAACCUGGCUCCCAGUCUGGCCCCUCAGGGGACUCAGGACUCAGGUUUAGGGCUGCAGUACCUCAGUUCUCCUGACAGGGGGCAGCAGCAGGACGUCCUUCCUGCAGGAGGAGAGUCGGUCUCUGGAGGAGAGAUUCCUCCAACUCCUCCUAAUCCGUCUGAAGGCGUCUCUGCUGGGAUCUCUGAGGCUCAGGGUCCCCUAGUGGGCCUCAGCUGGCUGCUCUGUGGUCCUCCAACAGGGGGCACUGCACAGUGCUGUGGCAUCCAACACCACAGAGACAAGGGAAGCAGGUGUGUGUCAGGGUGUGUGCACAAAGUGGAGGCGAAGAAGCUGCAACGCUCCCUGAGACGACGCAGGAGUGUGCUGCAGGUGUGUGAUGAGCUCGAGUGUUUGGAAGAAACUCUGCUGCAGAGACGGGCGGAGCUCCGUCAGGCCGAUCGGCUGCUGCUGGAGGCUCAGAGCUGCCGGCAAACCGCCAGAAGAACCGCUGACAGAAUGCAGCAUAGACUGGAGGACAGCGCCACCUGUCUGCUGGAGGCAACACAACACCUCAGGAAGCUGCAGGAGGAGGCGGAGCAGCUGAGGAGGAAGAGGGAAGUGGAGGAGAAGCCGAGGAGCAGACAGAAGGAGCUCCACCGGCUUGGAUCAAAGAUCUGCAGACAUCCACGCAGACCAGCCGACCUGCUGUCAGACUGUCAGGGGGCUCAGGAGCACCUGGACCCACUCACCUGUCAGGAGGAGCAGAGGCUGGUUCUGAAGAAAGAGGAGCUGCAGGCUGCUGAGGACAGAGUGAUGAAGCUCAGAGAGGAGGAGCAGCGCCUGCUGAGCAUCAUCAAGGAUCUGUUUGAGCAGCAGGAGGCGCUGUUCAUUGAGAGGAGGUCCACAGGUUCAAGUGUAAAAGAGGAGGAGCAGAGACUGAUCAGAGUGAAGGCAGAGCUGACCUCACACCAAACAGAGCUCAAACAGAUCCUGCUGGAGGUGAUGGUGGAGCAGGAGGUGAUGGAGGAGGUGAAAACCAAAUGCUCACAGACUCUGCAGCAGCUGCAGAAGAUGAGGGAGAACUUCAACAAGAUGAAGGGCGAGGUGGAUGAUAAACGCAAGGAGCUGGCUGAGCUGCAGCAGGAAGUAGCAUCAUACAAAGAAGAUGCAGCAUCAAGUCUGAAAGACAUGAGGCGACAGAGAGCUGCGCUGCAGGAGGUGCAGCACGAGUUGAGCAGGAGGAAGGAGGAGAGGAGCACCCUGCAGGAGCAGUGCAGAUACCUGGAGGCCAGAAGGAGGCACACUGACAGGUGUCUGUCCGUGAUGGAGGUGGAGCUAUCUAAAAAAGAGGGAGGAGCUACGUCCCACCCAAAUCUGUAAAGAGGGAGUGGUCAGAUAGACAAGAGCCAAUCAGCGGCACGUUAGCCGAUGACAUCAUUAAAUAAAUCUGUUUUAGUUUAAGAUAAA